GCAGCCGAGCGCCCGCCGACGCCGCCCGGAUCCCCGGUGCCACCGCUACCCCGGUCCCGCAGCUCCCGUGGAUUCUCCGGCGCUGCCUGCGAGGCCAGACGGAGGCAAGAUGAAGAUGACGGUGGAUUUCGAGGAGUGUCUGAAGGACUCGCCCCGUUUCAGGGCUGCUUUGGAAGAAGUAGAAGGAGAUGUGGCUGAGCUGGAACUAAAACUGGACAAGCUGGUGAAACUUUGUAUCGCGAUGAUUGAUACCGGCAAAGCCUUUUGUGCCGCAAAUAAACAGUUCAUGAAUGGGAUUCGGGACCUGGCCCAGUAUUCUAGCAAUGACGCUGUGGUUGAGACGAGUUUGACCAAGUUUUCUGACAGUCUUCAGGAAAUGAUCAAUUUCCACACAAUUCUGUUUGACCAAACUCAGAGAUCAAUUAAGGCCCAGCUUCAGAACUUUGUCAAAGAAGAUCUUAGAAAAUUUAAAGAUGCCAAGAAACAAUUUGAAAAAGUCAGUGAAGAAAAGGAAAACGCUCUAGUAAAAAACGCCCAAGUUCAAAGAAACAAGCAGCACGAGGUUGAAGAGGCUGCAAACAUUCUCACGGCCACGCGGAAGUGCUUCCGGCACAUAGCGCUCGACUAUGUCCUGCAGAUUAACGUGCUUCAAUCAAAAAGGAGAUCGGAAAUCCUGAAAUCAAUGCUGUCCUUCAUGUAUGCACAUCUGGCCUUCUUCCAUCAAGGGUAUGACCUGUUCAGUGAGCUUGGGCCCUACAUGAAAGAUCUUGGCGCACAGUUGGAUCGACUGGUUGUGGAUGCAGCAAAGGAGAAAAGAGAAAUGGAGCAAAAACAUUCUACGAUCCAGCAGAAGGAUUUCUCCAGUGAUGAUUCCAAGCUAGAGUAUAAUGUAGACGCUGCAAAUGGCAUUGUCAUGGAAGGGUAUCUGUUCAAACGAGCCAGCAACGCCUUCAAAACGUGGAACAGACGCUGGUUCUCCAUACAGAACAAUCAGCUGGUUUACCAGAAAAAGUUUAAGGACAGCCCCACUGUGGUGGUGGAAGACCUCAGGCUCUGCACAGUGAAGCACUGCGAAGACAUCGAGCGGCGGUUCUGCUUUGAGGUCGUCUCCCCCACAAAAAGUUGCAUGCUCCAGGCAGAUUCCGAAAAGCUUCGCCAGGCCUGGAUUAAGGCUGUUCAGACCAGUAUUGCAACUGCUUACAGAGAGAAAGGCGAUGAAUCAGAGAAACUGGAUAAGAAAUCGUCUCCAUCGACAGGAAGCCUAGAUUCUGGAAGUGAGUCUAAAGAGAAAUUACUGAAAGGAGAAAGUGCCCUGCAGCGUGUGCAGUGUAUCCCUGGCAACACCAGCUGCUGCGACUGUGGUCUCGCAGACCCCCGCUGGGCCAGCAUCAACCUGGGCAUUACCUUGUGUAUUGAGUGCUCUGGGAUUCAUCGGAGUCUCGGGGUUCAUUUUUCGAAAGUGAGAUCUUUAACUUUAGACACUUGGGAGCCUGAGCUCUUAAAGCUUAUGUGUGAACUGGGGAACGAUGUUAUAAAUCGUGUUUAUGAAGCUAAACUGGAAAAAAUGGGAGUAAAGAAACCACAGCCAGGACAAAGACAGGAGAAGGAGGCAUAUAUCAGAGCAAAAUAUGUGGAGCGGAAAUUCGUGGAUAAAUACUCUACAUUGCUGUCACCUUCCGAGCAGGAGAAAAGGAUCAUCUCCAAGAGCUGUGAGGACCAGAGGCUGAGCCACACCAGAGUGUCUGUCCACACCCCAGUCAAAAGUAAUGACAGUGGGAUCCAGCAGUGCUCUGAUGAUGGACGGGAGUCUUUACCUUCCACCGUGUCAGCCAAUAGCUUAUACGAGCCCGAAGGAGAAAGGCAAGAAUCUUCUGUGUUUCUCGACUCUAAACAUCUUAAUCCAGGACUUCAGCUUUAUAGGGCUUCGUAUGAAAAAAACCUUCCCAAAAUGGCCGAAGCUUUGGCUCAUGGUGCAGAUGUGAACUGGGCUAAUUCAGAUGAAAACCAAGCAACGCCACUCAUUCAGGCUGUAUUAGGGGGCUCUUUGGUGACAUGUGAGUUCCUGUUGCAGAAUGGUGCUAAUGUGAACCAAAGAGAUGUCCAAGGGCGGGGACCGCUGCACCACGCCACCGUCUUAGGACACACAGGGCAGGUAUGUUUAUUCCUAAAGCGAGGUGCCAAUCAACAUGCCACUGAUGAAGAGGGGAAGGACCCUCUGAGUAUAGCUGUGGAAGCAGCCAAUGCUGACAUAGUAACGCUGUUACGCUUAGCAAGAAUGAAUGAGGAAAUGCGGGAAUCCGAAGGACUUUAUGGACAGCCAGGUGAUGAAACUUACCAGGAUAUCUUUCGUGAUUUUUCUCAAAUGGCAUCCAAUAAUCCAGAGAAACUCAAUCGUUUCCAGCAAGAUUCACAGAAGUUCUGAUCCUUUUAAAAGGGGGAAACUAUGAAAUUUGGUGAAUUCUUAAUGUGUGCAAGCAGAAACUCACACAUUUUUUACUACUUUAAUUCCACUUAGUUUUGGUAGGCAUUGAAUCGUUUGGAAAAAAAAUGGUACCCAUUCAUUUUGGAUUUUUGUAAAUGAAAACACGAUCUCUCAUAACGGGAAAGGGAGAAAUCCACUGUAGUUCCUCUUUGAUUUGAGAAGAGAAAAGCCUUUUUUAACUGGGUUGUGCUUUUAUAUAGAGUUGUAUCCAGAUCUAAGCAUCUCUAAGUUCUGAGGUGCUACACUGGAGACCCCUCCAUCCUUUGCCAUGCAUGGUGGUACUCUGGUUCCCCUGGGAACAUUCAGUCAUGUGUCUGCGUCAGGUGGGAGCCAGUUAUCUCACCUGCUUGGAGGAUGUGCUGUCCUCAUAAUAGUUGGUGGUUCAGAAGUAGGUAUGUGUGCUUUCUGGCCGUGGUACCCACAGUGUGCAGUGCAGUUACCAGGACCAGUGGGUUCGCACCGUGUUUGCUCAGAGGUGUCACUGUCCUCCAGCCCCCCAGCUACACGGUUGCCGCGUGAGUAGACCACACUUCACUCUUUAGAUUUCUUUUGUCUCAUAGUGAAGAGAAGCUUUUACUGUUUUCUUUCUUCCAUCACCCAAAGAAUCCUAGCUCAGCUUCUGUUGUCAGGUUGACUUCCUGAAACCUUGACAGAUCAUCAGUGCAACAAAACCGGAUUUCAGAAAUUGACUAUUGCAAAAUUGGGCUUUCAUCCAAACACGGUGAUGUCAAAGAUAAUAUUUUAGGGCAUUUUUAUAUUUGGAAUUAAUCCAUUUUAAGAUACAUAUUUUUUAGUGUUACUCUUGGUGAAAGAAAAAUCUCCAUGUAAUGGAAGAGAAAGCUAAUUUUUUUCCUGUUUAUACUAAAACUUACCAGCAAUAAAGUCCUUUUAUUUUUUUCUACAUUUAUCUUGUGUACUAUACAACAGUAUACAUUCUUUUAAAUUGUAUCUUGUAUAUAGCUUUAGAAUUAAGUAAAAUAAGUCCUUUUGAGUUCCAAAAUUAUGCACAUGUGAGUUUGUCUGGUCCCAGCUCUGCUCGAUGUGUUUUGUCGAAGGACGGGAUGGAGUAACCGCCUUGUAGCUCACUCAUUGCCAGCACUGUUGACUGCGCUUAACCCUUUACAAGGUAUUUGUAAGUAGCAUCGAUACUCAGCGUCACAGGAACAUUUUGAGAUGUAUGUAAAAUUAUAGUUAAUUAAGUAAACACUUUAACAUUUUCCCCACAGUAUAUAGAGCUUUAUUUUAAUUAAAUAUAAAAUCAAAUCUAAGGAGAAAUUCUAUUGAAAUAAAUUUGCCACCCAGAUAAGGCCCCCUGGUUCGGCCAAGUUGCAAACAUGCAGUACUUAGUAAGCCACCACACCAAGGCUAAGAAUCUGUUGUGAUUUGUUUCUGGGGAAAUGCAAACUCCCACAGGGUGAAAGGAUUUUGUCCUUGCUGUCUCACCUCAGGCUUUCAGGUCAUCUGGCCUUGUAGGCAUUUUGAUAAAGGAAAAAGGACUCGUUUGUGAUAUUUUAAUUGGUAUGUAUUUUGAAAUUUAUUGUCCUAAAACAUGUUCAAGGAAGAGAAAUAGGCUAAAGAUAGGGAAGAAAGCGGCCGCCUCUCCUCCACAGAGCCCCUUGGCCGUUCCUUGGCCGCUCCUGGAGCUCCUGUCUUGUUUGUGAAGGUGCAGGUGGGACUCCCUUUGGUUCCGCUGCUUGGGGCAGUUCCUCUGGACCCGCUGCCUUCCUGACUGUGGCCCUCAGUAGUAUCUGCUGCCCUUUAAUGACUAGCAUGUUUUUUGAAAA
Messenger RNA from Rattus rattus (black rat), 4266 nucleotides. RefSeq names its product ArfGAP with coiled-coil, ankyrin repeat and PH domains 2 (gene Acap2). Gene Ontology annotation, molecular function: protein binding; GTPase activator activity. The coding region runs from base 110 to 2422 and encodes 770 amino acids. The record is from RefSeq and is a predicted model, not a curated record. NCBI's taxonomy places the organism in Eukaryota, Metazoa, Chordata, Mammalia, Rodentia, Muridae. The transcript is spliced from 23 exons. Gene Ontology annotation, cellular component: cytoplasm; endosome membrane.